This is a messenger RNA of Raphanus sativus (radish), 1256 nucleotides long. Its product is annotated as probable E3 ubiquitin-protein ligase LUL2. Gene Ontology annotation, biological process: protein ubiquitination. Gene Ontology annotation, molecular function: ubiquitin protein ligase activity. NCBI's taxonomy places the organism in Eukaryota, Viridiplantae, Streptophyta, Magnoliopsida, Brassicales, Brassicaceae. The record is from RefSeq and is a predicted model, not a curated record. The transcript is spliced from 3 exons. Bases 175 to 1086 code for a protein of 303 amino acids.
AAAAAAAGAAAGAAAGAAGAAUUAUAAGAGUAAAUACUAAUAACAAUAAGAGAAGAGAUAAAAAAGAGAAUUAAAUAAUAAAACCAAUCUUGAUUCUGACCGUUUCUAGCGUUGGCUUCCCCGAUCAUCAUUCCUCCCACCGUUGUGUCGAUCUUCGCAAAGUUGAUUUUAAAAAUGGGCAAUGUAACCGGUGGAAUUCGCCGAGAUCCGCCGCCGUACCCAAACCCUAAUAAUCAACCACCGUUGCAGUAUUACCAGUACCACCAAGGCCAUUAUCCAUACCACAAUAAUCAAGGAGGUGCUACUGCUAGGGUUCCUCCACAGGUUGCUUACGUGGAGCACCAGGAAGCGGUGACUAUAAAGAACGACGUCAAUCUAAACAAGGAGACUCUCAGAUUCGAGCCUGACGAAUCUAACCCUGCCAAGUUCCUCCUCUCCUUCACCUUCGAUGCCAACGUCCCCGGAAGCAUCACUGUGAUGUUCUUUGCCAAAGAAGACAAAGACUGUAACUUGAUUGCUACUAAGCCGAAUCUCUUUGCAUCCACAACUGUUAGUUUCCCCAAGGGUCUAGGCCAGAAGUUCAAGCAACCUUCUGGAACUGGGAUUGAUUUCUCUGCUUUAUCAGAGGCUGAGUUGGUUGAGGCUAACGAGUCUGAUGUGUAUCAUGUGGCGGUGAAAGCAGAGGCGUCAUCAUCAGAAGAAGAAGAUGAGCUUGAGUCUAGAACGCCCAACCGUCAGAUAACUCACGCGGUUUUGGAGAAAGAUAAAGGCGAGUACAAGGCUAAAGUGGUGAAGCAGAUCUUGUGGGUUAGUGGGAGUAAGUAUGUUCUUCAGGAGAUUUAUGGGAUUGGUAAUACAGCUGAUGGUGGUAGUGGUAGUGGAGAAGGUGAAACCGAGUGUGGUAAAGAAUGUGUGAUUUGCUUGACUGAGCCACGUGACACCACUGUUCUCCCUUGCAGGCACAUGUGUAUGUGUAGCGGUUGUGCAAAGCUUUUGAGGUUUCAGACAAACCUCUGUCCCAUCUGUAGACAACCUGUGGAUAAGCUUUUGGAGAUUACUGUCAACACCAAUGGCUCCAUCCGCUGAGCUCUGCCUCGUUGCUCUUCCCUUGUUUGUACAGAGUCUGUUCUAGCUUUUUUUGGUUGGAUAUGUUGAAACUCAAGUUACUUACUACUACAUCAUGCCAACGAUACUUUAAUAUUCCAGUUUUCAAGUGUUUAGUAUAUAUGUAUAUCAUUAGGCUACCUUUGGUACUA